AUGGAGGAGGUUGUGCUCAUUCGUAAGGUUAGCACUAACUUGCCUGAGAUAGUGGAUAUGGUUAUGCCUACGGUUCUACUGGUUAUUAUCAUGAUCGCAUCCCACUUCCUUUAUUUCGCUCCAAUUCCAUGGCCUUUGAUUCGCUGGGCAGCUGCUUUGGUUUUGUGCAUCAUCUUUAUAGUUCGAGCCCACAUUCAGAACCGAUGGUUAGAAGGUGUGGUGUGGUGUGGGUGCCAUUUACCAACCUUGAUUUUAAAGAGUACUUUUUGCAAUUUAAAUAAGGAUGACAUUAAAAAAAUAUGUUUAGUGUAUGACUCCUUCUUGUCCGAGUUCCCCUUGUGCUAUGGAUACUGGAGGAAGUAUGCUGAUCAUAAGACACGAUUAUGCACUGUUGACAAGGUUGUUGAAAUCUUUGAACGAGCUGUCCAGUCAGCAACAUACUCUGUUGGUGUGUGGGUUGAUUACUGUACAUUCAGUAUGUCAGUUUUUGAGGAUUCCUCUGAUAUCCGUAGAUUGUUUCAGAGAGGUAUCUCCUUUGUUGGAAAAGAUUACAUGUGCCAUACGUUGUGGGACAAAUACAUUGAAUUUGAGCUUUCUCAACAGCAGUGGAGUUCCCUAACACACAUUUACACCAAAGCUCUACGAUUCCCAACCAAAAAGUUGCGUCAUUAUUAUAAUUGCUUUAAGAAGUUGGUUGCUUUUUGGGAAGAGGAGAUAAAGUGCCAGAGCAUUUCUGCCACUGAAAAAUUACAGAAAGAACCUGUGCUUGAAAGCAAAGAGCCAAUAUGUUUUAGGGAUGAUGAGAUUUCUUGUAUCAUCAAAGACCUGCUAGAUCCAUCUGCUGGAUUUGCUAGAUCUAAAGCACUGCAGAAAUAUCUGUCUGUGGGAGAAUGGUUCUAUAAAGAAGCACGCCACCAAUUAGAUGAUCAAAUUUGUCAUUUUGAAGCUAAUAUUCAUAGGUCUUAUUUCCAUGUCAGGCCACUAGAUUCGAGUCAAUUGGAGAAUUGGCAUAACUAUCUGGACUUUGUUGAGAUGCAUGGGGAUUUUGACUGGGCUGUUAAACUUUAUGAGGGAUGCUUGAUUCCAUGUGCUAAUUACCUGGAAUUUUGGAUGCAUUACGUGGAAUUUAUGGAAUCUAAGGGAGGAAGAGAAAUAACCAAUAAUGCUUUGGACCGAUCGACACUAAUUUUUCUGAAGAGAGUUCCAGUGGUCCAUCUUUUCAAAUCCAGGUUUAAGGAGCAAAUAGGAGAUGUGUGUGGGGCCUAGGCUGCUUUUCUUCAAUGCGAGGCAGAAUCUGGUCCCAACUUUGUGGAAAAUGUUAAAAUGAAAGCUAACAUGGAAAAGCAUAUGAUGUGUAAUCCUCUCUUUUAUCAUUCAAAAGGAAACUUGACUUUAUACUGUCUAUAUUUAGUUUAGUAAAUUACAUAUGCUUUUGUGUUCCAACACUACCAGGGAAAUCUUGAAGCAGCUUCCAAUGUAUACAAAGAAGCACUAGAAAUGGCUGCCAUGAAGAAAAUGACGCAUACUCUUUCCAUUUUAUAUGUGCAUUUUUCUUGGCUUAAA
This is a messenger RNA of Quercus robur (English oak), 1563 nucleotides long. Its product is annotated as pre-mRNA-processing factor 39-2-like. Bases 1 to 1266 code for a protein of 421 amino acids. Gene Ontology annotation, molecular function: protein binding. Gene Ontology annotation, biological process: RNA processing; mRNA 5'-splice site recognition. Gene Ontology annotation, cellular component: commitment complex; U1 snRNP; U2-type prespliceosome. NCBI's taxonomy places the organism in Eukaryota, Viridiplantae, Streptophyta, Magnoliopsida, Fagales, Fagaceae. The transcript is spliced from 8 exons. The record is from RefSeq and is a predicted model, not a curated record.